Molecule: messenger RNA, 180 nt
Organism: Pterocles gutturalis (yellow-throated sandgrouse)
Lineage: Eukaryota; Metazoa; Chordata; Aves; Pterocliformes; Pteroclidae
Gene: NDUFA5
Product: NADH dehydrogenase (ubiquinone) 1 alpha subcomplex, 5
Exons: 2
Biological process (GO): respiratory electron transport chain
Source: RefSeq, a predicted model, not a curated record
UUGAAUACACAGGAGACUGAUGUGCAAAAACUACAGGAAAAACUGAAUAGUGGUCACAUAGAAGAAGUCAUUCUACAGGCUGAAAAUGAGCUUUCCCUGGCAAGAAAAAUGAUACAGUGGAAACCAUGGGAGCCUUUAGUUGAAGAACCUCCUUCUGACCAGUGGAGAUGGCCAAUAUAA